AUGGCUUCGCAAGCAGAUCAUGCGAAUGACGAGAACAACAAGAAGUUGCAUGAGAUAUCCACGCCUCAGUCGUUGAAACCACAGAAAGCGAUAAAGGCUCCAACCUCAACGUCGUCUUCAAAGAAAAAGAAGUCACCUCCCAAAUCUACCAAGAAAGUAUGCGCUUGUGGCCGCGGAAUGGCCUGUGCCGGCAUGACACAAGCCUUUCGAUUGUUGGGAGAUGUUCGAUGUCAUUUUGUGGAAUUGCCGCGGUACAGAGAAAACCCACCUUCCUUCAAGUAUCAGUUUCGCAACAAUAUGCGAGCUGCGUACAUUCGCAAUCUCCAAAAGUGCAAUGCUGAUUUGAAUGAGGCAGAGUUUGAGGACGCCAAGAAGCGCCGGUUCGUGGCCCUGCACCACUUUCAACCGCAAGUCGUCAAAGCCUUUUACGAGAACCCAAUGACCUACUCCAAAUUGCACAGGGUUCCCAUUAGUAUUACCGAACAUGAAGUCAAGGAAAUGAGCAUUCAAGUUGGGGAAGAAGAUCGGAUAUUGUCCGCCAAUGGAAAUCCCACGGGUGGUUUCUACUUUUGUCCCAAUUACGCGCCCACCGAUGUCCACCAAGACUUGAAGGAUUUGGUGCGUAGCAAACGUCUCUUCAAUGAGACCAAGUCGACACCUCAAAAGGAAACACCACCCAAGCCAAAAGAAGUCCAAUUUCCAAGCUAUUCCAAUGCUACCGGGACUCCUGAAAAGAAGUCCAUCAACAAGCAUUUGCAAGAUCAACGCAAACAACGAGAGGUUACACCGCGAAAGGAAGAGGUGGAUCAACAUUUGCAAGAACAACGAAAUCAACGACAACAACAACAACAACAAACGCCGAAAAAGGAAGGGCCUGCAGCAGCAGAUGACAGCAGUACCGAAGAAGAUGAUUUGGAAGAUCAAACUACCAAUGACUUGGAAGAAGUUCCUUCCAAAGAUUUUGAUGAUAUAGUGACCAAUGCAGAACCUUCUGGCGAUGCUUCCAAUUUUGAUGACUUGUGGAAGGAUGAACGUGGUGCACAAGAUGAGAAUGAUACUGUUGAUGACGCAGAAAGACCAAAAGAUGACACUGCUACGGACGACGAACGAGAAGGUCCUGCUGAGGAUUCACCGCCCCAACGACGAAAAUCUGACAUGUCGGCCUUGACCACUGAUGAAAAUGAUGAAGUGAGUCAAGCAGUAUUGUCUGCAAAUGCAACCAAACCAGAAGAUUGGGAAGAAAACAAGGGAGACAAAUCAUCAUCUGGUGAUAACAUUGAUCAAGAUGAGAAGGAGAAGGAAAAAGCCCGACUACCCCACCAUGAAUCAAUAGACAAGAGGAUAAAACAGAAUGAAGAGGUUGGGCGCGAACAGUCAAUAGAAAGAGAACUUUUCCCAGCAGAUCCGACAGCAGCGUCGCAAAAGAGGGAAGAAAACCAUGAUUUGGACAAUGAUAUGCUUGCUCCAGCGCCAUCGGGAGAGGAUGACAUGUCCAACAGUAGCAGUCCGUCGAAGCUUGUUGCAAGAAACUCGGAUCACCCAUGGGAUUUAUCCAAGUAUAGAACAGUCGAGUUGGAAACUCGCACAAAGAGGUCAUCAGCGGCAUUUAUUGAUCCCACUACUCCGACACAAUCUAAAGACGAAUCGUGCGAUAGCGCCGAGUCGCCACGAAAGACACCAGCUGGAAUGGACAUUAUUGAAGAAGGUCCCAAAGAGUCAUUGGCUGACGUUGGUGUGGACGAUAGCCAUCGGAGUAACCCCAACAGUGAUGAGGCUCCCCAACAACAAUAUCUCGACUUUUAUGAUGACGAAGAAGAUGUCAAGGCUAGGAACAAGUAUAAUGCAUCCUUUGCGCUCAGUCGGUCCAAAUCGGAAGAGUCUGGAGAAGAAUCGAAAGCUGACGUUUCCUUUUCCAGUGAAGGAGGGGGGAUCUCACCAAACGCGAUUGGUCUGACAUUCGAAAUGCCAGGAUCGGAUCCAACCCUUCGCAUCCAAGUUCACAACGACCUGAUUGCCUUGGAGUCUAGGCGGCGGUCCGACAUUUCGACGCUUUUGAACUAUCACAAAGAACAGUGGCAAACUGCCCGGGAUAUUUUGCUGACGGGGGUUCACAAUGUUGAAUUUGCCGAGAGAUUGGUUUCUGGCUUUGCCCAAGCGGGAAUGUUGUUUGCAGACUCCUUGGAGGCCAUUUCCGAAGAUCGGUUCUUGGACGAUCGUGGCAAGACUGUCAAGUCUUCCUUUGUCCAAAAUCGACUGAAACAGAGGCGGAGUACACAAGAAUAUUCCAUUGAGAAUCGAGUCAAGGAUGACGAUUUUGGACAAUCGGCAUUGUUGAAAGCCUUGAUCGAAUCCCAACUCACCAUGGCACAAACAAUUGACGAAAGCGCUGAAUAUUUGAUGGAUAUGAUGCUUCCCGAGGUGACCGAUUUGAAGGAGGAUAUCCAAGCGACGGCUGCAGAGCUCGAGAUGCUUGGCGGGGGCAUUGUCAGACAGCUGAUGACUUCGGAAAUCGAGGUCAAGAACAUUUGGGAUGUUUUUGACGCACUCGUCACGGGUGACCUUAUGGAGUACAGUGUGCACGGUAGUUCUCACGGCAGCAUGCAUGGAGGAAGUUUCCACAGCGUUGGUUCCACAAGUCUGCACGGAAUGAUACCGGAUUCGGCUUCCGUUGCAUCUACUGGUACUUCGCCGAUUAAAAGCAAAUUCAAGCAGCUAGGCUCUCUUGGCAGCAUUGAAGAUGGCUGGCUUGUAGAAUUGAUUUACAAGUCGGCAAUAUCGUGCCAGAAAAAAGUGUUUGCAAUGGCGGAAACCGAACUGAGCAAACUGUACAAAGAAAUCUCCAUAUUCGAAGAGAGGCGUCUUCAAAAGUUGCACCCUCUGAUGAUUGCCUUUGUUCCGCGGCAAAGACGUCUCUUCAGCGCAAUGCCGGAUGCUUUCAAGGGUGUACUGGAUGACUUGGUUGGAAUGCGAAUUGACGAAGAAUCGCUGCAAAAGCACAUUGAUGACACUCUCAAAAAUAGGUCCAGAGACCGACUUGCGGGAUCUCAAAAGCAUAGAUCAUCUAUUAUGAAUCGAUCUCGACUACAAACUGCCAAGGACUCGCCUGAAGAUGUCACCGAUAUAGAACGACUGUACGGAAGCCCAUUCUUCAGUUCCAUGAUUGUCUUGUCCAGAGUAUUGGAGUUAAAACCAUUUGGACUGGGGAGUAUCGUUAAGGCUAGCUACAAGCUCGCUUUGGUUGUUGUGACCAGUGAUGGUAAUUUUCAUGUGUUUUCGAUGCCACCUGGAGCCGAUGCAUCGCUGGAUCAGUCUCCGUUGGAAGUUUUUCGGUUAUUAUACCCGUCAAUGGAAUUUGAGUCAGCGGCAGACUGGAGGAGGAAAGCGGAUAUAGCGAAACAGUUAACUCCAUCCGUGUCGCUGGACUUGAGGGCGUGCACCAUUCGCGUUUCAAAUAUUCGUAAGAAGGAACUUGACGUAAUUCAAGAAAAAGAAAUGCAGCAACGAAACAGCUUCUUCGGAAAGAAGAUUAUGAAGGCUGUGAAAGAUGGUGGUCAAGGCCCAACCAAGUGUACAUUGCGACUGCCUACCACUAUAGAUGCUGUCGAAUUGGCUGACGUGUUAACAAAUACCAAGAAUGGUUUGAGUCAGAAAUCCAAGCAAUGGAAAUAG
Messenger RNA from Cylindrotheca closterium, 3669 nucleotides. The record is from the annotation of a GenBank genome assembly. Lineage: Eukaryota; Bacillariophyta; Bacillariophyceae; Bacillariales; Bacillariaceae.